UCAGUCGCAGUUCAAUUUUCAUCAAGUGCGGGUGUAUUUUGCGGACGUGUUGUGACGACGUAUUAAAAACUUCGAUAAGUGCUAAAAAUGGCAAAUAAUUAAAAGUGAAAAGUGGCAAAGUGAAAAAAGGAGAAGAACAACAAAUAAACCGUAAGCAGCGCUGAUUAGAGCGCUCAUAAACGAAGAGAACGAGGCGUGCCAAGUUUUUAAAGUACAAGUGCAAAUUAAACCAACAUAUUUCGUGGCGAUGUCCACCGCCGAAACGGGGUCGUCGCCUGGCAAAAGCAACAGCAACAAUAACAACAGCGUCGCUGCAGGCGGCAAUGCGAAUCCGAAAGGUGUGCAGCGCCGACAAUUGCGCGAGCGCAAGCAGCGCAAACUUUACCUUGAGGAAUGUUUACUAGGUGAUGAUGACGCUGAAGGCGCGCGAGGCUUCAGUGUUGCCGAAAAGCUCGAAUCAUCCAAGUUCGCGCAGGCCGGUAUGGUACGGGAGAUGCGUGGUUGCGACCUCACAGUUUCUUUCCUGCAGCAACAUGGUUUCAAUAUACCUUUGCUGUUCAGGGAGAAAAACGGUUUGGGGCUGCGCAUGCCCGAUGCCCAAGAGUUCACAGUGAACGAUGUCCGUCUGUGCGUGGGCUCGCGGCGCCUGCUGGACGUAAUGGAUGUCAAUACGCAGAAGAAUCUGCAGAUGACGAUGAAGGAGUGGCAGCAAUACUAUGAUAAUCCGCAAAAGGAUCGACUGCUAAAUGUUAUAUCCUUGGAAUUCUCACAUACCCGACUCGAUCAUUUUGUCCAGAGUCCAGAGAUUGUGCGACAGAUCGACUGGGUGGAUGUGGUAUGGCCCAAACAACUGAAAGAUGCACAAAAAGAAGGCACCAAUCUGUUGGGCGGCAUGAUGUAUCCCAAAGUGCAAAAGUAUUGCCUGAUGUCCGUUAAGAACUGCUAUACAGAUUUCCACAUUGACUUUGGCGGCACCUCUGUUUGGUAUCACAUAUUGAAGGGCAGCAAAGUGUUCUGGCUAAUCCCACCCACCGAUCGCAACUUGCAGCUGUAUGAGAAAUGGGUCCUGUCAGGCAAACAGGCGGAUAUAUUCUUUGGCGACACGGUCGAGAAGUGUGCACGCGUCUAUCUUACAGCUGGCAAUACGUUCUUUAUACCCACCGGCUGGAUACAUGCAGUCUAUACGCCUACCCAAUCUCUGGUCUUCGGUGGCAAUUUUUUGCACUCCUUUGGCAUUGUCAAGCAGCUGAAGACGGCCAGCGUGGAGGAUAACACGAAGGUGCCACAAAAGUUUCGUUAUCCAUUUUUCACCGAAAUGUUGUGGUAUGUCCUAGCACGCUAUGUCUACACACUGCUCGGCCACUCUCAUCUGGAGGGCGAGCCGUCGGCCAGUGAGAUCGAAAUGUCCGCCCGCCCACACACCCAUCUUACCCACUACGAGCUCUUUGGGCUCAAGGAGAUUGUCAUGUAUUUGUACGAUCUGCCGCCUCAGAAGAAGAAUGUGCCCAGUCUUGUCUUGGAUCCGGUUGCACUCAUCAAGGAUGUGCGCACGCUGGUCGAGCGACAUUGCAAGGACCAACAGGAUAUGGCUGUGACGGGCAUGUCUGUCUUACGGCCCGCCACCGAGCAUCAGACACUCUUUCAGCUGUACGAUCGCACUCGCGUCAAGCAGGAGAUCAAACAGGAGAUUGCACGCAAAAAUGCGGAGGUCAUACGCGAACAACAGCAGCUGGAGGCGGCCAGGGAGGCUGAGUCAGAGGCUGGCCAGGGCGGACACAACAGCUCGAGCAAUGGCUGCAACAGCAGCAACAACUCCUCCAGCGGCAACAACAAUAACAAUAGCUACAGCAGCCAGGGCGUAGAGUACAGCAACGGAGUGCUGAAGAAGGAGCAGCUGGAGAAUGGCUCAUCCACAGGACAUGGCACGCAACAAGAAGCUACCUUUGUGCUGCCCACGGACACGCUGAAGUAUCGACCCCCUAAGAAGAUGCAUUUGGCCAAUGCUGUGGCCGCUGCUGCCAGCAACAGUAGCCACAACAACAACAGCCAAGUCCAUAGCAACAGUCCCACAAAUGUGGGCAGUAAUAAUAAUGCCGUCAGCGUCGUAGCCACCUGCUCCAGCUAUGUGGAUGGCGGCAUGGCUGCAACGCUGGACAACUGCCCGUCGCCGGGUGAGGCGGGCGCCAAGCUGUCGCCACAUUUGACGGGCACCGGACAGCCGAGACGACGGCGCACGCGCUGCAAGAACUGCGCCGCUUGUCAGCGCUCCGAUUGCGGCACCUGUCCCUUCUGCAUGGACAUGGUCAAGUUCGGCGGUCCUGGACGGGCCAAACAGACAUGCAUGAUGCGGCAGUGCCUGUCGCCCAUGCUGCCAGUGACAGCGCAGUGUGUCUAUUGUCACCUGGAUGGCUGGCGGCAGACGCCAGUGUCGCCCCAAACUAAGCAGCUGGCUUCGCUGGAGGGUCCUUCGGCCCUGAUGGAGUGUUCCGUUUGCUAUGAAAUCGCUCAUCCGGACUGUGCGUUAUCCCAGCUGGAUGGCACCGACGAUGCGGCCGAUGCCAAGGGCAUUGUCAAUGAGGAUCUGCCCAAUAGCUGGGAGUGCCCCAGUUGCUGUCGCUCUGGCAAGAAUUACGAUUACAAGCCGCGACAUUUUCGGGCACGUCAAAAGUCAUCGGAGGUGCGACGCGUUUCCGUUUCUCAUGGCAACAGUGCGACCGAGGGUCAGGAGGGAGCUGGAGGUGCUGGCGCCGGUAACAUUUUGCCGCCGCCCGUUGGUCAAUACAAUGAUUUUGUGUUUACCAGCGAAUCGGAAAUGGAGUCGAGUGGCAUGCAUACGACCCACUGGAAGCACGGCCUCAAGCGCCAUCAUCAGCUGGAGGUGAAGACGGAACGCAACAAUAGCUGUGACACGCCCUCUCCGGGAAUAUCGCCAAAUGCGUCGCAAUUGCUUGGCGAGAAAGUGAAGCGGCGCAAGAGCGACGAUGGCACCAGCGUCAGCAGCAGCAUGCACGAGAGCAACGAUGCGCCCUGCUCCAGUUCCAUGGAUGCUACAGGUGGAGCUGGCACUGGUGCCGCAUCAAGUGGACAUGGAAGUGGCGGCGGUUCACGCAAAAAGAACUCCAUACGCUCACAGCUGGCGCAACAGAUGCUCAACUCGUCGUCGCGGGUGUUGAAGAAGCCCCAGUAUGUGGUGCGUCCUGCACCCACAUCCAGCUCUACGCUGGCCAGUUCUGGUUUGAGCAACGGCACCAGCAAUGGGCUCAACAAUGGCGCCGGCACAAGUGGUGCAGCGGGCUCAGUUGGCACUAUCAGUAGUGGAGCUUGCGGUGCUGGUGGAACAUCUGUGAACAGCAAUGGUGCCAAUGGACACAGCCAUCAUCACACGCAUCAUGCUGGUGGCAACAGUCACAGUCACAGUCACAGUCAUAGCCACAGCCACAGCCACAGCCACAGCCAUAGCCAUAGCCACAGUCACAGUCAUAGCAGUAGCAGCGCACACAAUUUGGCCCUGGAUCCUACUGUACUUAAGAUAAUAUUCCGUUAUCUGUCGCCCGAGACGCUCGUCACGUGUUGCUCGGUGUGCAAGGCAUGGUCAAAUGCCGCUGUCGAUCCUGAUCUCUGGAAGCGCAUGAAUUGCGCUGAGCUUAAAAUAUCCGCCUCCCUGUUAACGGCCAUUGUGCGCCGGCAACCGGAGCAUUUGAUCUUGGACUGGACGCAGCUGGCCAAGCGACAACUGGCCUGGUUGGUGGCUCGCCUGCCCGCUCUUAAGAAUCUCUCCUUGCAGAAUUGUCCCAUCCAGGCGGUGCUGGCGCUGCACACCUGCCUCUGCCCGCCGUUGCAAAUACUCGACUUGAGUUUUGUGCGCGGCUUGAAUGAUGCGGCCAUCAGGGAUAUACUGUCGCCACCUAAGGACUCGCGUCCGGGUCUAAGUGAUUCAAAGACGCGGCUACGCGAUCUCAAAACCCUGAAGCUAGCCGGCACAGACAUUUCGGACGUGGCUGUGCGCUAUAUAAUGCAAUCGUUGCCACAUUUAAAACAUUUGGAUCUCUCCUCGUGCCAGCGCAUUACCGACGCAGGUGUGGCACAGAUUGGCACCUCGCCCACGGCCAUUGGACGCCUGGCAGAACUUAAUUUGAGCGCCUGUCGUCUGGUAUCGGAAAACUCGCUGGAGCAUCUCUCGAAGUGCGAGAGUCUUAUCUGGCUGGACUUGCGGCAUGUGCCGCAGGUGAGCACACAAUCGGUAAUACGGUUUGCCAGCAAUUCCAAGCAUGAUCUAUGUGUCAAGGACAUCAAAUUGGUGGAGCGUCGCAGGCUUUCCUUAACCCAUAACUGGCGUGAUUGAGGACCGACCAGCAGGCAGCAGAGGCGACGGCAGCGGCAAUUAUGUACAUUCACUGUCUGAAUCCGAGGCAGAUCUAUGGAUACCCUGUGGACUGGGCUAAGGGCAACUCACACACACACACUCACACACUCACUUUGUUCGCACACAACUUUUGACUCGUGUUUAGUUGUUAAGUCUCUACUUUUUUGUAAUUUUCAUAAUGUUUUGGGGCAUGUUCAGCUUUACGCUAGGGAACUGUAUUUAUUGUCAGCACACAAGGAACUUCCUCACCCAACCCGCCAGAGUAACAACUUAAGCUAAACCGUCAGAGCAACUCAAAUAUGUAGCAAUAGACAAUUUCAAAUUAAAAGAAAACCAAAGAAUUAUGUUUAUAAACCAGAAAAUAGAGCAAGCAAAGUAAUAAAACAAAGGCUACGCCCUUCGCAUUGCAUAUAUCGAUUAUUGUACAGUAAAAACUAGCGGAAAAAGACAUGAGUGCUGUCUAGUGUUUUAGAAGACCCAAAAAUAUUAAUGUAUACCCAUUGCUGAAGAAAUUUUAACUGUUUUUAAAACUUACAUAAAAUCAAAGUGUCUAAAAAAUACGAGAUGAAAAUUGGAAGAGAUUGCAUGAGAUACAUAUUCAAAAAUCGAAAAGUGUGAUCAGACAUAGGAUUCGAUUGAACAAAGAGAUAAAUUCUCAGUAUGUUAAAUGUGCAAUAAUUUAUAGGGUAUUAUGAGCACUAUGAACAAUGCGAAGGGUAUCUUGAAUUGCGGCGUUGCCGAAUUUUUUAAAAUGCAAUUAACGUAGAUUUUAUAUUUAAUUCAAUUUUGUUCAUUUCCUUUAAGCAUAUGUUAAACAAUAAGUAGAUAAGAUAAGAAGAGGUGUACACU
Messenger RNA from Drosophila hydei, 5212 nucleotides. RefSeq names its product jmjC domain-containing histone demethylation protein 1 (gene Kdm2). The transcript is spliced from 6 exons. Lineage: Eukaryota; Metazoa; Arthropoda; Insecta; Diptera; Drosophilidae. The record is from RefSeq and is a predicted model, not a curated record. Gene Ontology annotation, molecular function: DNA binding; transcription coregulator activity; histone demethylase activity. Bases 248 to 4342 code for a protein of 1364 amino acids. Gene Ontology annotation, biological process: regulation of transcription by RNA polymerase II; protein demethylation.